AUGCAUUUCCUCCCUUCGCUCCUCGUACUGGCCGUCUCCGCCGCUGCCCUACCCCAGGCAGUCCAGGACCGCAACGAACCCCCCAUCCCCACCCACUGCCACCCCGACCCCUGCGCCGGCAUAACCUUCCAAAACGCCUCCUUCAUCUGCGGUGACUCGCGUCUCGGACCCAUCCACCCUCCCAAGAAAUUCCCCCUCCGCAACGAGCUCCGCACCUACGCCCCCCUCGGCGACCUCUGCCCGGCCGAGUUCCUCAAAAAAUGGGCCACCUCCGUGGACCCAGCAGGAACCUACAUCUACCCCCCCUCCAACGGCUACGUCGUCGCCGACAGCGACAACAAACCCAUCCUCGGCAACGUAACCCUCCCCGUGGGGCAGAAACUCGACCGAUUCGGGUCCGAGUUCGGGUCCUUCCUGGCGCCGCUGGGCGCGCCUUAUAUCGAGCGCUCGCUGCCGCCGAGUAACCUUGUGUCGCGCGACGGCGAUUACCCGUUUAAUUACCAUGUUUAUCAGGUGACGAAGGGGUUUGUGGUGGGGUUGGGGCCCAUUGCGCCUUGGUUUGAGCAGCCGGGCAUGGGGACGCAGUUUUUGGCGUAUAGUAAUGUGAAGACGCUUGUUGAGGGGGGUUUUCUGAGGAGGUUGACGCCGGAGGAGUUUGAUGAGAGGGUGGAGUUUUCGAAUGGGUAUACUCCGGGGCCUGUUGGUGGUAGCUAGGUGGGUUGUGUGUUGAGUGUCGUUAUGGGAGGGUUUGCGGUGCGGUGUAGUGGAUUUCUAGAAGAGAUGGAUGCUAGUAUAUAGAUACUA
Molecule: messenger RNA, 804 nt
Organism: Aspergillus campestris IBT 28561
Lineage: Eukaryota; Fungi; Ascomycota; Eurotiomycetes; Eurotiales; Aspergillaceae
Product: TNT domain-containing protein
Exons: 2
Coding region: 1-714 (237 amino acids)
Source: RefSeq, a predicted model, not a curated record